AUGUCUGUCCAUCAUGGUGUUGUCGACCAAAGCACUCUCUCGUCUCGCCCACCGAAAGAGGUCAUGCAAGAGGUGAUCAAUGUAUUGUUAGAAAUGGGCAUCGACGUGAAGAGGGAGAACGAGUUCAAGUUAAGAUGUGUAAGAGUGAGGAGGAGAAAGGCAGGACCCAGUACGGGGUUGGGUCUGGGAAGCCCCACAUCUGAUAACCGAGGAGACAUUCGAGAGUCGGCUGACAUCCACAGUGUCGACUCGGGUGACGAAGUCAAAUUCCACGUCGAGUUGUGUAGGAUCAAAAACCUUCCCGGACUCUAUUCACUUACUAUCAAACGUAUCAAAGGAUCAGUAUGGUCUUUCAAAUUUAUCUAUCAAACGGUUGUUGAGUGA
Tremella mesenterica DSM 1558 is the source of this 384-nucleotide messenger RNA. RefSeq lists its product as uncharacterized. The coding region runs from base 1 to 384 and encodes 127 amino acids. The record is from RefSeq and is a predicted model, not a curated record. Lineage: Eukaryota; Fungi; Basidiomycota; Tremellomycetes; Tremellales; Tremellaceae. The transcript has 2 exons.